Molecule: messenger RNA, 2406 nt
Organism: Acipenser ruthenus (sterlet)
Lineage: Eukaryota; Metazoa; Chordata; Actinopteri; Acipenseriformes; Acipenseridae
Product: magnesium transporter NIPA3-like
Exons: 6
Coding region: 1041-2282 (413 amino acids)
Biological process (GO): magnesium ion transport
Cellular component (GO): membrane
Molecular function (GO): magnesium ion transmembrane transporter activity
Source: RefSeq, a predicted model, not a curated record
CCAGUUUGGGUCUUUGUUCUUGAAAGCUAGUCUGUAUUCCUGUGUGCUCUGACCCUGACCGGCAAAGCGACAUAAAUUAAAGCGCGUCAAUUCCCAAAGAGCAUAUUCUGCCGGCGCUACAGUAUGUUGGCUUAAAAUAUUUGCUUUUAGUAAUUAACGGUUGGAUACAAUACAUUUACAAGUAUCUGAAUAUAAGUUUAUUUUACAGCAGAGGCACUGUGUUCAGAAGAUUAUUUUAACUGACCGGCCUGUGCGAUGGCUGCAGCGCUGAGGACCGUGCAGUGAUGCUGUACUAAACACGCUGUACCUGCUAAAGGAGUUGCUAUUCUUAACUGCAUACUAGGUUCACAUUCCUCAUUUUCGUGCUUAGCUACAUACAGAAUAUCUGUCACAUGCAGUACUAUUUCAUGCAGACAUUCUAGCUAUACAUUCUACCUGUAUUUUUCAUAAUUGGACAAGUGCUGCAUUUGGCUGCGGUACUGUUUCUGUAUAUGCCAGUUUUUAAGGGUAUCAAAAACACAUUGGUCUCGUUUUACAGUAUUGACGUCAUGCAAAUCAAGCACCCUAACUUAUCAAACAAGUGACAUCUGCCUGGGGAAAAUAAUCCUACUACCAGGAGCCUGACAUUCAUUUGCCUGUUCUAAAUGGGCGUGGUCUCUGCUCGAUACUUGUACCUGACUGUUUUUCACACCCCUGCACCACCUUGCCUGUAACUACGUAAAGUGGGUGCGGAGAAACAGUCACAACAUUCUGGCAAACACUAGUAGUAUUGCCAUUACAAAAAAAACACUGCCAAAGCAGGUAAAGGGAACGAGUGAUAAAUAAAAAAAAUAUAUAAAUAUUGUGUUUUUAGCAGUACUUCCUAAUACCUUGUUCGAGAAAGGUGCAUCCGAGUCAGUGUUUAUACGGAGCUGCUCUUUCCUUAUAGAUGCACAUCACUUCAGCGAAGGAAUUAAGUUUUAGAAAGAGAUCUAACAAUUGCAACUUUUAAAUAAAACUCAACAAUUUGACGUGGGAGAACAACUUCGAAAGUAAAAACAAUGGGAGAACCUCUGGUAGUUCAGGCUCAUCAACAAUGCACACAGGGAGCUGUUUUAUCUGUUGUCUGCCCAGCCUCCUCUGCACAGGCCCUGUGUCACGUUACCAACGUAUCUGUCCUGAAGGAAAUUAACAUUUCAAAUGGAAGCAACCUGGACCAAUCAUUGCUAGCCAGUGAUAAGUACAACAUCUACAUUGGCUUGGUCCUAGCAAUGAGCUCAAGUCUUUUCAUUGGCUGCAGCUUUAUACUCAAGAAGAAGGGUCUACUGCAAUUGGCUAAAAAGGGAACAACUAGAGCAGGACUUGGUGGCCACGCUUAUCUCAAGGAAUGGAUGUGGUGGGCUGGACUUAUUACAAUGGGAGUAGGGGAAGCAGCUAACUUUGCUGCCUAUGCCUUUGCACCUGCCACACUGGUCACUCCCUUAGGUGCACUGAGCGUUCUCAUAAGUGCAGUUCUUUCCUCCUAUUGCUUGGGAGAGCAGCUCAAUAUUCAUGGGAAGUUGGGCUGCAUGCUGAGUCUUCUGGGAUCAACAAUAAUGUUAAUCCACGCGCCACAAGAAGAAGAAGUAAAAACCUUACAUGAAAUGGGAAGCAAACUGAAAGACCCCGGUUUUAUAGCUUUCGCCACCAUUGUACUCACAGUCUCAUUGGUGCUGGUGUGCGCCGUUGCUCCAAAAAAGGGACAAAGCAACCUCUUGAUUUACAUCUCCAUCUGCUCUCUGAUUGGAGCCUUUUCUGUGUCUUCUGUGAAGGGCCUGGGUCUCGCCAUCAAAGAGCUACUUGAAGAAAAGCCAGUAUACAAAGACCCAUUGGCCUAUAUUCUUCUAGCGACAUUGGCGAUUUCAGUCAGCACCCAGAUCAACUACCUCAACAAAGCGCUGGACACCUUCAACACAUCAGUAGUGACGCCAGUGUACUAUGUGUUUUUCACCACAGUGGUGGUCACUUGCUCUGUAAUUCUUUUCAAAGAAUGGAACAGCAUGAGUGUGGCCGAUAUCUUUGGCAACCUCAGCGGAUUCUGUAUCAUAACCAUUGGCAUCUUUCUCUUGCAAGCCUUCAAAGACUUUAACUUUACCUGGAAGAUGCUACCUUCUUUAGUGAACAAGGGCAGCUAUCAUGUAGCAAUGAGUGGACCUGAUGACCAACAACACAAUCUAUUGGAAAACAUGGAUGACCAGUGCAUCGUGUGUGAGGAUGAAAAUACAUAUGGCAAGAAAAUGGAACAGCUGAAGGAUAGCCACUAGAACAUAUUUAAAAGGUCCCCUUACACAAUGACUGUUCAUAUGGUGACGGCCCCUGACAUAAUGACUGUUUAUAUGCUGAUAUGGCAGUAUAUUUAUUUUUGCUGGAACUUUGACUUUUUUUUUU